Messenger RNA from Aspergillus versicolor CBS 583.65, 1578 nucleotides. RefSeq names its product M14 family metallopeptidase. The record is from RefSeq and is a predicted model, not a curated record. Gene Ontology annotation, molecular function: metallocarboxypeptidase activity; zinc ion binding. The transcript is spliced from 2 exons. Bases 1 to 1578 code for a protein of 525 amino acids. Lineage: Eukaryota; Fungi; Ascomycota; Eurotiomycetes; Eurotiales; Aspergillaceae. Gene Ontology annotation, biological process: proteolysis.
AUGGCAAGGGCUGUUAGUUAUGGGUAUAACCACGUUCCUGUGGUGAAGGACUCUGAACUGGUUGCUGGCGCGUUCGAGGACGUCGACAUUAAGCUGCUAUCCCCAGCUUUUACGACUCCCGAAAUCCGGCUUCCUGGGUUCAAGAAUGGCACGCAGGGGCCGUCUUCCCAAGACGAUAUGGAGACUUGGAUCGAGCAACUGGCCGAACGCAACGACCAGAUGACCUAUCACAUCGCCAACUUCACCUCAGAAGAGCACCGCUCAUUUCCUUACGUCCAUCUUUCCGCCACGCACCGCGGAACCCGGCGCCGCGCAGACUCUGGCUCAAAAGUGCGUGUGUGGAUCCAGGGCGCCGUGCAUGGCAACGAACCUGCGGGCGACGAGGCCACACAGGCCCUCUUGGGCAAGUUCGACGACGACUCGGAGUGGGCGGCCGCAAUCCUCGACAAGCUCGAGCUCAUCGUUCUCCCAAGAUGCAAUCCCGAUGGCGUUUUCUACUUCCAGCGCACUUUGGCGACCAACUUCGACCCCAACCGGGACCAUAUCAAGCUUGCGCGCCAGCAGACGCGGGAUAUCAAACAGCUCAUGAACAGAUUUAAUCCCCACGUCAUUGUCGACAUGCACGAGUACUCUGCUUAUACGCGUUUUGGCGGGGAACGGUACGCGCAUGGGGCCGACGGUCUCUUCUCGGCGGCGAAAAACCUCAAUAUCAAUGAAGGCAUCCGCAGACUUUCCGAGAAGCUCUUCGCCAAGAACAUCGCCGACGAUAUGGAAGCAGCCGGCCUUCGCGCGGAGCCAUAUGUGACCGGCUCCUCUGUGUCUAACUCUACUGUCGUCGCCGACUUCGCUGAGGCCGGGACAGACGGCAAGAUUGGUCGCAAUGCGAUGGGCCUCACGCAGGCCGUCGUCUUCCUUCUUGAGACGCGUGGCAUUGGGAUAGCGGACCAGGAAUUCCAACGCCGCACCGCCGCUGCUUUCACCAUGCUGAGUAGCAUCGUCCAGACCGCUGCCGACAAUGCCGAAAAGGUCUUCACGACCAUUGAGGACGGCAUCGAAGAGUUUACGCAGUCCGACGAUGAAAUCGUUGUCACCGACUACAGCGAAACAGCCAUUCGGCCAUUCGCCAUGGUCGACGUGAAGAACGGCAGUGUUGUCCACCCGCCUGUUCGCUUCGCAUCAACGACCCCCGCCCUGGCGAACCUCACUCGCGCCCGUCCAGAGGCCUAUCUCAUUCCCGCGGCCUGGUCCGACCUUGCCGAGCGUCUUCGAGUUUCUGGGCUAGAGGUGGAGACACUCGACAAGCCAUUCGAGGGAACGGUCGAGGUUCUCACCGUAACAUCCGCCGAGGUGGACACCUCCUAUUACGAGGGCGUCAUUCGUGUAACGGCCACCACAGAGACCGGUGAGCAGGAGGUUAGGCUACCGGAGGGGAGCUUUCGUGUCAGCACGAGGCAGAAGAACGCGGCGCUGGCGAUGGUGGCGCUGGAGCCUGAGAAUAUUGACUCGUAUGUAUCGUUCAAUAUUGUGCCGGUGGAGGAGGGUGAUGAAUACCCCAUCUUUAGAGUCAUGUCUUCAUAA